UUUCAACUUCGAAAUUCUUUGUCGAAAAGAAAUUCAUUUUUUUUACCGAAUCAAAUUUUGAUUUCAACACACACAUCCAUACAGCGAAUCACAUUUCAAACGUCGUUAUAUUCACUUCUACAUUCAUCACAUCCAUUUUCGCACUAGAUCGACAUUUUGUGUCGUCAUAAUUUUCUUUUCAUCAUCAUCAUCAAAUCAAUUUAUUAUUAUUAUAUAUCUAAAUAACCAAAUACCACAAAUCACAUCAAAAAUGUCCGAAUCAGAAGUUGUCAAUACAAACAACAAUAGUACCGAUGAAAUUGUCACCAAGGAUCCAAAGAAUGAUUCCCUUAAACGAAAGGAGAAUGAGUUUUCUGAGGAUUCCAAUUCGGUUCUGGAUUCCGUCAACGAUGAAAGCAAUCAUAAGAAAGCUAAACAUGAAAAUGGCGCCGAUGAAGAAUCCAAUGAUGCAAAUGAUGCCGGUGGCGAUGUAGAUGAAGAGGAUGAAGAAGAUGAUGAUGAAGUCGUUCCUGAAGAUUAUGCUGAUGAAGAUGAAGAAGAAGGUGAUGGUGCCGAUGAAGAAGACGAUGAUGAUGAUGAGGAUGCAUAAAAAAAAGAAAACAACGAAAAAAAAUAUGAAUAUGAUAAUGAUAAUGGAAUUUGGAUUUAAAUUUGAAUUUCAAGCAACAAAACAUAACCACAUUUUCUCUUUCUAUAA
Dermatophagoides farinae (American house dust mite) is the source of this 697-nucleotide messenger RNA. RefSeq lists its product as uncharacterized. The record is from RefSeq and is a predicted model, not a curated record. Lineage: Eukaryota; Metazoa; Arthropoda; Arachnida; Sarcoptiformes; Pyroglyphidae.